Molecule: messenger RNA, 2439 nt
Organism: Cyprinus carpio (common carp)
Lineage: Eukaryota; Metazoa; Chordata; Actinopteri; Cypriniformes; Cyprinidae
Product: polymeric immunoglobulin receptor-like
Exons: 7
Coding region: 297-1349 (350 amino acids)
Biological process (GO): positive regulation of T cell proliferation; cell surface receptor signaling pathway; T cell costimulation
Cellular component (GO): external side of plasma membrane
Source: RefSeq, a predicted model, not a curated record
CAUUAAAAUUUGAUGUUUUUCAUUUGUUGUUUUAUUUAAAGAAUAUCUGACAACCACCGCACCAAGACAGUCCUGCAGUUGAAUAUAUGAAACAGGCUUUAAACAAGAAACACUGUGGAAGAGCAGAGUCAGUGAGCGAACUAUACAAAUAUUGCUUACACAGAAAAAAUACAGAGACGUACCAUGCAAAGAAAUGAAACAGGAAGUAGGAGUUUUUGAAAAGUAAGUGCUAACAGGAAACAGAGUAUUAAGACUGUGUCCACUGCCACAAUAAAAUAGAGUUAUGUCAUUAGUGAAUGAGAACCAUGAGGGACCACUUAUAUCUUUUUCUCUUUACGUUUCAUUUCAGUACAGGCUGUAUUGUUUCAAAUGAGCAGCAGACAAUAGUAAUAACAGGAUACACAGGUGCUUCAGUUGUGCUGCCCUGCUCCUGUGCUGACCCUCAGUCUACAGUCGGGACAUUCACCUGGUACUUUCUGCAGGGAAAUCAAUGGAUUCAAGUAUUUCAAGAUGAGAAAUACAGCGGCAGACGUGUGCUGUUUGAUGAACUUUCUCCAACAAAUCUGUCUCUUCUCAUUUCUGACCUCAGAAUGAAUGACCAGGGCUACUAUAGAUGUAUGACCGAACCAAAUAUUUUUACAGAUGUUGUCUUAAAAGUUAAAGGGUGUGAUUUGGUUGAGAACAGAAGGACAGUUGUAGUGACUGGAUAUUCAGGAGAGUCUGUCGUUCUGCCCUGUUCCUGCACUGAACUACUGGCUAAACCUGAACACAUACAGUGGCUAUAUUUAAGAGAAAAUCAAUAUAAAGAAAUUUACCCAAAUAAACAGAUUGAGAAUUACAAGAACAGAGUCAAAAUGUUCAAUCCAAACACUCCAGGAAAUCUUUCUCUACACAUAUCAGCACUGACCACAGAGGACCAAGGGCACUAUCAGUGCUUUGUCUCGUCUCAGCAAGUACUCGCUGUCAGACUUCGUGUUGAAGAAAAAACUCCUGUCCACACAAUCAGUUUGACAACACAUCAACCUUCACACCUAACACAAGACUCCACUACUUUACAACUUAAACUGAUUCCACAACAUCACACACCUCAAUUUGUUUUUAUUCUGCUUGGAGUGUUUUGCUCAGUGCUUUUUCUGGCAUUACUGGCAUUUAUAUGCUGGAGAUGUAUAGGAAGCAGAAAUGCUAAAAAGGUGACCACCAAUGGAGAAGAGCUAAAGAGAGAACAAGACAAUCAGGAUGAUGUGAUGUAUUCAACUGUAGUUCAUGUUAAAACAGCAUCCACACCAGCUCACACACACAGUGACCCAGCAGAGCUCACAGAGUACGCCAGCAUUAAUGUUAAACCCUAGAAGAACAAGAGUGAGCACUGUAGAGAUUGACACAACUGUAUCCGUUUGUUACGAGUUUUCUGUAACCUCAACAUGCAUGAAAAUAAAUUUGUUCAUUUAUAGGAGGACUUUAAGUGACUUAAAAGCACAUCAAGAAUGAUUGUAAAGAAGGAACAAACAACUGAGGAAGUUGUGUUUCCUGUCUCUACUUUCAGACCGAUAAAAAAAGAAAAAAAAAAGAAAAAAAAGGUGUCAUAAUGAGUCUUGUUCAAGCACUUUUGUGUGAAAUUAUCACACAAAGUGACAAACCAUAGUGUGUUGGAUUUGGUGAUACACAUAUUUAAGCUUUAAAAUCAGCACAACGUGAACAAUUCAUCCAAGUUAUUUUUUUAUUUUUUUUGUGCUCAAAAUUGAAUAAAAACUUCAGUUAUUUUGUCCAAAGAAACUUCCUUUCUUACAAUAGUCAGCAAACUCUCAUUUAGGUUUGCCACCAUCCAAUCAACAACUGAAAGAUCUCAAAAAAGAGACUGUCGCAACUUCUGUUAAAUCGUGACUUUUUGGGUAAACUGCAUUGACAAAUAGAGGACUUAAAAAUACUGACAGACUCACCAAAUAAUAAUGAGGAAUUAGAUGGUGUAACUUCAUUGCAUGAGCAAGUGCGUGACUGAUGAAAAUAGAUUUAUGAAUCCUAAGGAAUAUAUGCGAGUGCAUGUCUGUGUGAGGACUGCUGUGGUUGCAUGUUGAAAAUUACCUUUUCAAAUGUGAGAAUCUGUAAAGAUGAGCAAUAACGAUAGUGGAUUCAGAAGAGAUACUCAAGUCUGAAGUCAUUAUACUGCCAUUUUUUUCUGUAUGUAGCUUCUGCUCAUCACAUAACACAAUGCUGGCAGCAAUAUACUCAACUUACAACUGUAUCCCAAAACAUGUUUUAUAAAAGUUAUUUCUUUAUUUUAUACCUAUAACAUCUAACACACACUUUAAUGAGUUUAAAUGAAAUGUUAAGUGAUCAACUUUUGUUCUGCUGUGACUAAUAUGCCAUUUACUGAAUCGUUCAAUCUUGCAUGACUAAAAUCCUGACUGAGAUGAGUAACUGAAAUAAACUCUUUUUAAAGUA